Knipowitschia caucasica is the source of this 654-nucleotide messenger RNA. NCBI's taxonomy places the organism in Eukaryota, Metazoa, Chordata, Actinopteri, Gobiiformes, Gobiidae. The record is from the annotation of a GenBank genome assembly.
AUGGCAGGAAAUUCCAUCCGAAACAAAUUCGAUUCAAGCAAGGGGCCCCAGACGGAGGCCCCUCAGUCAGUCAAAACUAGGAUGCUGAAAUGGGGAUCCCAACUUGGUGUAGAGAAGCAGGGGAGCGAUAGUUCCUCAGAGGUUAUCAGGGCUGGUAAAUCAGUUUCUGAUGGCCCUAAAAAGGACCCAAACAGUUCUCACCAGGCCGAACCGGACCAGGCCUACCUGACCAUGGGCCUGGUAAUCCUGAAAUGUCAUCCAUCUGGCCGGCACAAGGUAGGAGUGAUCUACCCGGGUCAACCGCCGAGUGCCGAACCAUCUUGGAGGGAUUACAGGCCGGGGGGCUGCUGCCUUUGUCACGUCGAAGUGUUCACCCUCCUCUGGGAGGGUGAGAGAAGGUUUAGGAAUUUGAGAAGUGAUCAUCAAGAACCUGAUAAGGAUGAAGGAGUCGAGUUGGCUGGAGCCUGCAGAGUCUCAUUCUGCUCCCAAUGCUGGGAGAAGUUUGGAGCUCAAACUCUCGCGACCAGACAGGACUCUCACGAGGAUCCCUGCAGGUGCCGGGCAGCAUCCGUACUGUGGGUUUCGGAUCUGCUCCCCGAAUGGGACGCCCAGGCUGGAACUGGCUGGCCUGCUGGCUCACAGACACUGGAAUAG